GACUCGUGUCGAAAGAAGAAGACACCACCGGACACUUGUCGACUCCACCACCGGCGAGGCGGAAGAACAACCAGCCUGGCUAACGACACGCUUCCCCAUUUCAAUCCACCUUUCUUUUCCGGUACAUAUUUAUGUUCCAAAAAAGGGUCAUCAAGAUUUUCUUUUUCAUUUCCCCCCUUCUUGAUUUCUAUCUUCAGUCUUGAGUUUUUUGUUCGUCUUCCUCUUAGAAGAACAAAAAAGAAACCGUGAUUUAAAUUUUAAUCAGAUGAAGGAAUACAAACGGAUCUUGCUUUCCCUUUUCCUUUUCUUUGUUUGGGAAUUGUUUGUUCUAUCUGGUGUUUGGAAAUUGGACUGUGUAGGAGAUUAUAUGGAUGUGGGGUUUGGCUAGUUUGAGGCUGCUGCAAAAAUAAACGAGCCUGCUUAGUAUUUUCAUGUCCUGGAAGUUGUCAAUUAUGAACUUGGGAAAGUGUUAUAAGAGUAGUGAAGUGGGUAUAAUAGAUUUUUUGUUCUUCAGGCAGCUGUCUUCUUCAAAGGAAGAGAUUCUAGUCCACGUCUCUGGACAAAGAUCGAAUUUUUAUGUGUAACUAGGAAUGCUUUUGCCAUUUUAUUUCAAAAGAUUGUGUCUUUAAUGUAGUAUAUUGGCAGGAAACUGUAAAACCUGCGUGGAGACAGUAUUUAAUUAUGAGCAAUUAAUAAUUUUCUUUGUAUUUUGUGGGUGUGUGAUGAAAAUUUUGCUAAGCAAAUAUGAUGAGAAAAUGAUAAAAGAUUUGAAUUCUGAAUAUGUGAAUCUAUGAAGAAGGUUUCAUUUCAAUGUUAUUAUCCCCAUCAGAUGUAGGUGGAAACUGCCGUUUAACCGCUAGAGAACUGAUGGUUUGAUCAUUUGAAAUGCACAACUACAAUCUAUCUACAUGAAUCUUUAUUUGUUUCUUUUUGUUAUGUCAUCCACUUGAGGAUCAAUUUCAAGUUAUCAAACUAUUGAAACUAGCAUAAAUCAUUAACAUUAGCUACAUGCUUUUGUCAUUUACAGCAUAAAUUUUUAUUUGUUUCUUUUUGUUUUGUCAUCCACUUGAGGAUCAGUUUCAAGUUGGUCAACAAUGGGUUCUUACUUGAACUUCAAGGGGGAAAAUCCGCUGACCAGACAACCUUCAAUAUACUCUCUGACCUUCGAAGAGCUCCAGAGUUCAUAUGGUGGACUUGGGAAGGACUUUGGGUCAGUGAACAUGGAGGAUCUUUUGAAAAACAUCUGGACAGCUGAGGAGGAAUCCCAAGCCUUUGCAUCUGCGGAGGCUGCAACUGUCCCGUGUGGGAACUUCUUGCAGAGACAAGUUUCUUUAACACUGCCUCGGACUCUUAGCCAGAGAACUGUCGGUGAAGUGUGGAAAGACUUCCAAAAAGAGGCAGUGUCCAAGAACUAUGGAGAAAUAACACUGGAAGAGUUUUUAGUGAAGGCUGGGGUUGUAACAGAGGACAAAGAACCUACCGGAGGUACCCUACAGGAACGACCUCAGCUACCUUUGUAUUCUAACAAACAGCCCACUGCAGCUUUUGUAUCCCUUGGGCAUCCACUGUCUUCAGAUGUUGUUGCUAAGAGAAACUUGGAUGCAUCUUCAUUAUCACCAUCACCUUAUGUGUUUAAUGAGGGUGGAAGGGGGAGGAGAGGAUGCAGUUCUUUAGACAAAGUAGUGGAGCGGAGGCGGAAGAGAAUGAUUAAAAACAGGGAAUCUGCUGCAAGAUCACGAGCCCGGAAGCAGGCUUAUACUUUAGAAUUGGAAGCAGAAGUAGCAAAACAAAAGGAGAUCAACGCACAACUGAGGAAAAAGCAGGCUGAACUUUUGGAGAUGCAGAAGAAACAGCAGGAAGAGAAAGAAAAAAGAGGGCAUCAGAGUUGCAAGUCAAUGUGUUUGAGGAGGACGCAAACCGGACCCGUGUAAAAAGAGUUCCUUGGGAAGAAGAAGCAUAUAAAGAGAUGGAACCCAAUGCAUGCAGUUAGCUUCAUAGAGUGCUCCCACAUGUUCUUAGCAUUUUUGCUUUUGUUAGUUCCAUAUCUGUGUUUGUUUUGAAGGUUGCCAUAUUGUGCAGUUUAGUUUUGUAAUUAAGCUCUAAUAUAAUAUGAAGUCUUAU
This is a messenger RNA of Cuscuta campestris, 2121 nucleotides long. The record is from the annotation of a GenBank genome assembly. Lineage: Eukaryota; Viridiplantae; Streptophyta; Magnoliopsida; Solanales; Convolvulaceae.